AUGUCGUCAUCUACGUCCAACGGGUCUCAGCCGACUCCCGCGGGAGCCAUCGACUUUCUCAUGCUCCUCCAGCAGCUCAAGCUGACGAAGCGGACGGGAUGGGUGCGAAAGAACGUGAACGGACCGGAGAGCAUUGCCGACCACAUGUACCGCAUGUCUAUGAUGGCCCUCAUCGCCACGGACAGCGGAGUGGACGUGAACAGGUGCAUCAAGAUGGCUUUGGUUCACGACGUGGCCGAGUCGCUGGUGGGCGACAUCACGCCGCACUGCGGGGUCAGUGACCAGGAGAAGCACCUGAGGGAGCUGGCGGCAGUGGGCCAGAUCAAGGAGAUGCUAGGUGUAGACACGGCGGCAGCCCUCGAGGUCGAGUCCCUGUGGCUGGAGUACGAAGCAGCCAGUAGUCCUGAAGCCCUGCUGGUGAAGGACUUUGACAAGCUGGAGAUGAUCAUUACGGCAUUCCAAUAUGAGCAGGCCCAGCCGGGUAUGCUGUUGGAAGAGUUCUUCGCGAGCACCUCGGGGCGCUUCAAAACCGCGACAGGGAAAGCCUGGGCCGCGGAGCUUGUGGCGCGUCGCUGCAAGGCGCGGGGAAACGGCGAGCAGGCAGCGGUGGAGACGGCGGCGGCGGCGGCGGCCGCGACAGCGGAAGCAACGGCGGGGGGGGCUGUUGGCGCGCAGCCCUCCGCAGUGGAGCCCGGGGCAGGGGAAGAUGCAGUAGAGCCCGGCCUGAAGCGAGUGAAGAGCAGCGACGGGUAG
Molecule: messenger RNA, 753 nt
Organism: Volvox carteri f. nagariensis
Lineage: Eukaryota; Viridiplantae; Chlorophyta; Chlorophyceae; Chlamydomonadales; Volvocaceae
Exons: 7
Coding region: 1-753 (250 amino acids)
Cellular component (GO): cytoplasm
Molecular function (GO): 5'-deoxynucleotidase activity
Source: RefSeq, a predicted model, not a curated record